Messenger RNA from Pogoniulus pusillus (Red-fronted tinkerbird), 2426 nucleotides. It is a transcript of the gene SMPD1, whose product is annotated as sphingomyelin phosphodiesterase 1. The record is from RefSeq and is a predicted model, not a curated record. Gene Ontology annotation, molecular function: acid sphingomyelin phosphodiesterase activity. Gene Ontology annotation, biological process: ceramide biosynthetic process; sphingomyelin catabolic process. Gene Ontology annotation, cellular component: lysosome. Lineage: Eukaryota; Metazoa; Chordata; Aves; Piciformes; Lybiidae. The coding region runs from base 15 to 1976 and encodes 653 amino acids. The transcript is spliced from 6 exons.
CCUCAGUGCCGGCCAUGGCUGCGCUGGGUCCGGGCUCGGCGCCGCCGCUGUGGCGGUUCCUGCCCCUGGCGCUGCCCCUGGCGCUGCUGCUGGCGCUUCCCCUGGCACCUGCCCUGGCACUGCCCAUGCCGACCCCGGCCGCGGCCCGGGAGCGGCUGGCGGAGGCGGCGGCGGGCUGGGGCUGGCGGAACCUCUCCUGCCCUGUCUGCAAGGUCCUGUUCGCUGCGCUGGAUGUGGCGCUGCAGACGGAGCCCAACGUGGCGCGCGUGGGCCGCGUGGCCUCGCGGCUGUGCCAGGAGCUGCGGCUGGCACGGGCCGCGGUGUGCCAGCAGGCGGUGGCGCUGUUCCAGCGGGACGUGGUGACGGCCUGGGCGCGCUCGGUGCUGCGGCCGGGCGAGGCGUGCGGGCUGCUGCUGGGGCAGCGCUGCGGGCACUGGGACAUCCUGGCCGACUGGAACCUCACCAUGCCCAGCACCCCCAAGCCCCCGGUGCGGCCGCCGGUGCCGCCCCCGCCCGGCGCGCCCGUGGAGCACAUCCUCUUCCUCACCGACCUGCACUGGGACCGCCAGUACCAGCCUGGCAGCGCCGUGGAGUGCCCCGACCCGCUCUGCUGCCGGGGGGCGCCGCUGGGCACCGCGGGGGGCGCCGGCUUCUGGGGCUCCUACGGCAAGUGCGACCUGCCCCUGCACACCAUCGAGGCGCUGCUGCAGCACGCGGUGGGCACCGUGGCCAACGGCAGCCUGGGCACCAGCCGGCCCAUCGUGGGCCCCUGGCAGCAGCCCCUGGCUGGCACCCGCCUCGCCGCGCCGGGCAGCGCCGAGCCCGGUGCCAGGCUGGAGGCGGCCGAGGGGAAGACCCCUAAGGGCGGCGAGGCUGGUGCGCAGGGUGCCCGCGGUGCCAGCGAGCCGAGGCAGUUCGCUGCCGUCUACUGGACCGGGGACAUCCCUGCCCACGACGUGUGGCAGCAGAGCCGAGCGGACCAGCUGCGGGCGCUGCGCACCGUGACCGAGCUGGUGCGCGGGCGGCUGGGCGCGGUGCCAGUCUACCCCGCCGUGGGCAACCACGAGGCCACCCCCGUCAAUGCCUUCCCCCCGCCCAGCGUCGGCGGCAACCAAUCCGCGCAGUGGCUCUACGAGGCCAUGGCACAGCUCUGGCAGCCUUGGCUGCCCCCCGACGCCCUCCGCACCCUGCGGCGCGGAGGGUUCUACACGCUGCGGCCCAGCCCCGGCCUGCGCCUGGUGUCCCUCAACAUGAACUUCUGCUCCCAGGCCAACUUCUGGCUGCUGCUCAACGCCACCGACCCCGCGGGGCAGCUGCAGUGGCUGCUGCGGGUGCUGCAGGACGCCGAGCGCCAGGGCGAGAAGGUGCACAUCAUUGGACACAUCCCCCCCGGGCACUGCCUGCGGGCAUGGAGCUGGAACUACUACAGGAUAGUGAACAGGUUCGAGGGCACCAUCGCGGGGCAGUUUUUCGGGCACACUCACCUGGACGAGUUUGAGCUCUUCUACGACGAGGAGACGCUGAGGCGCCCCCUGGCGGUGGCAUUCCUGGCGCCCAGCGCCACCACCUACAUCGGCCUCAACCCCGGGUACCGGAUCUACACGGUGGCAGGGCAGUACCCGGGCAGCAGCCGCGCGGUGCUGGACCAUGCCACCUUCAUCCUCAACCUGACCGAGAGCCGCGGCCCGCCCGAGCCGCCCAGCUGGCAGCUGCUGUACCGUGCCAGGGAGGCGCUGGCACUGCCCAGCGCCUUCGCGGGCGCCUGGGAGGAGCUGGUGCGGCGCCUGCAGGCCCAGGGGCAGCUCUUCAGCCGCUUCUGGUUCCUGCGCCACAAGGGGCACCCCCCGCGGGCACCCUGCGGGGCACCCUGCCAGGCUGCCACCCUCUGCGCCCUGCGCACCGCCCGCUCCGGGGACCCGCAGCUCUGCCGCCACCUGCGCCCGCCCCUGCCGGCCCCCGGGCACGGCCUCUGCUGACGGCGGGCACCGCGCCGCGGGGGUGGCAGCGCGGGGGGCGCCAGGAUGGCCCCCGCUGAGGGCACCGCGGGUCAGCAGUGCUGGCACCGGGGGCACCGGGGACGGGGGCACAGCGCAGGUGGCAUAGGAAUGUGGGCAUCAGGGGUGGUGGCACCAGUGGGACUUCUGCCGUGGCAUCAGGACAGCAGAACAGGGGGCACCAGGAGGCCACCACCAGCAGCAUGCCCUCUGCUGGGGGCACCAGGAGGCUGGCACACUGGGAAACUGAGACACCUGGGCACAGGGAUGCUGGGGUAGGACACUGGCACACACACUGGGCACAGUGGCACAGUGAGGCACCAUGACAUUGGCACACUGUGAUGCCAGGACACUGGCACACUGGGUGUGUGCCCCCCCUCACUGCCCCCCCCAGGCUGCCCCCGGGCUGGCACAAUAAAAGUUGGCGCAGCA